Messenger RNA from Metarhizium robertsii ARSEF 23, 1650 nucleotides. Its product is annotated as major facilitator superfamily transporter. Gene Ontology annotation, biological process: transmembrane transport. The transcript is spliced from 4 exons. Gene Ontology annotation, molecular function: transmembrane transporter activity. The record is from RefSeq and is a predicted model, not a curated record. NCBI's taxonomy places the organism in Eukaryota, Fungi, Ascomycota, Sordariomycetes, Hypocreales, Clavicipitaceae. Bases 1 to 1650 code for a protein of 549 amino acids.
AUGUCUCAACACGGCCGGCAUGAAGGACGAGCCUCUGCCCAUUCCUUUACAUCGACAGUCCAGACGGAGAGCACCAAGCCGCCGCCAAUCCCUCUAGGACGCUUCUGGAUCCUAUGCGUCGGAGUAUGUCUGGGCCUCUUUCUCUCCAUGGUGGACACGUCCAUCGUCGCCACAUGCCUCUACGCCGUGGGCACCGAGUUCCGUGACCUCGACAGCGUCAACUGGGUCGCUCUCUCCUACACCCUCGCGUACAUGGGAUUUUCUGUCGUCUUCUCUCGCAUAUCAGACAUUACCGGGCGCCGAGAUGCCUUUGUCGUCGCGUACGUCGUCUUCGUGGCCUUCUCGCUGGCAUGCGGGUUCGCCCGGACCUUGCAUCAGCUCAUUGCGUUUCGGGCGCUUCAGGGCAUAGGCGGCUCGGGGCUGUAUUCCCUGUCCAUGGUCAUGCUGUCGGAGCUCAGUCCGGCUCAUUUGAGGCAGUAUAUUGCCGCCAUGAUUGGCCUGGUUGUUGCCAUGUCCGGGGUGUUGGGCCCGGUUCUGGGCGGCCUGCUGGCAAGCUACACGAGCUGGAGAUGGGUUUUCUGGAUCAAGCAUGUCUCUUCUGGUCCCAUCGGGGCGGCAUCGUUGGCCACGUUCGUCGUCAGCUGGCCGAAUCGGAGACACCUCCCGCAUCAUGAAAGGCACUCGUGGAAACAACUGGACUGCCCUGGAGCUUUCCUCACCGUUGCCGCUGCCGUUCUUGUCGUCUUUUCUUUCCAGAACGCAGGGCAAACAUCCGGAAGCGCGUCCCACGGCAACAGCUGGGGCUCGGCCGUCUUCAUUGCACCCCUUGUCGUGGGCGUCGUAUGCUGGGGUGCCUUGAUGCUCUGGGAAUACGGCGUUGAAUACCGCCUGUCGAGACGGUUCAUCCCAGUCCUGCCUCUUGGAAUAUUUCGCAGCGUCGUGUAUACCUCUGGGGUGAUAAACACCCUCCUCCUGGGGCUGCCAUACUUGCUCUUGAUCUAUAUUGUUCCGCUGAGGAUCCAAAUCGUCGGGGUCAAAUCUGCUCUGUUGGCUGGUGUUAUGCUGUUGCCAAUGCUGGUUGCUGUUGCUCUGGGCAGCCUUGUCAGUGGCGCAGUCAACUCAAAGACGCCGGUCAUUACGGAAACACUAUUAGCAGGCUCGUGUUUAAUGGUAUUGGGCUGUGGACUGUUGACGACAUUGUCCACCCAGGAGCUUGAUGGCGCGAAGCUGCUGGGGUUCAUUGCGCUAUGUGGAAUGGGCUUCGGCCUCACGGUGUCGUCAAGCACAAUGAUUGCAUCUAUCAAGGUGGCGCCAAAGCAUUACGCACCGGCUCAGGGCAUUCUUGCUCAACUGCGUAUAUUUGGCGGCAGUUUGGGAAUCGCCGCGUCGACAGCGAUACUCCGGACCAAGACACAGGGAGGCCUGCUGCCUGUCGGGAAACGAGAGUCCCAGGCGCCUGGUUCACAAAGCCAGUCGGUCAAGAUGGCAUUUGCAGAGGCAUUUCGAACGGACAUGAUGGUAGCAACGGCAGUUUCGGGAGCUGCAGUGAUACUAGCACUUGUCGCGUGCUGGCUGCGCCGCAACAAUCAGUCUGAACCUGAGGGGCCCCGGACAAGCCCGGAAAGAAGGACGGGCGAUGAGAAUGAAUGA